UUCAACUUAACUACUCACAAUGACCCAAAAAGGGUGGUGAGGGUAAGGGACCAAACAACAUUUCAUCAGCUACAUGGAUAAUAAAAAACCUAAUCUAAAACACUACAAGCUAAAAUGACAUUGGUCACAAUCCAUUUCACAAAAGCACACCUAUUCUCGCAAAUGAGUUAUAACUCAAAUGACAUAGUCUUCCAAUACUCAUACAGAGAUUAUGAGUUCGAGUAAUCUGUUCACGAAUAACAGGUUCAUCAGAAAUGAUACAUAAACUAAGAAAUUUUCAUCCAAAAAGCUAUUAACCUCUUAACCUGGAAGGCUUCCCGUGUUAUAAUACCUCUUAAAAAAUUGUACCGGAUCAGAGACAGUCGCUCAGCAUUAACCAUCUACUUCAGCUAACUGAUUCCUGAUUUGGAAUACAUUGACAGCGUCCACCAAACCGUGCUGCUCUUUCUUAGCAUUAUCCGUUUCGUUGUGCUGCUGAAUGCCAACACCAGCUUUCACUUUCUACUCUACAAUGUCAGCUUCAGCUUCGUUUCUUGCUCCGUCCCCCUCUUUCGCUCCAUUCAGGGGUUGCAAAGAGGUUCCACGUAUGUUUUCAGUGUCUAACAAAAAGGAGAAUCGCACUUCAAAGCUUUACAUUAUACCCAUCACCACUGUUACUCGCUUUUGUGCCUCAACAGCUUCACUUGAGUCCUUGCACUUUGCUGACACUAAUGCUAAUCAAAAUCACAGAAUAAACGAAUUUGAGAAUGAGUUGAACGAGUUCUUUGAUGAAGUGAAAACAAUGAUUAGAAUGGGAAAAAGAGAUGAUGCUCUUGACCUACUUAAUGCCGGCUCUAAAGGCAUUCAAGAAGCUGCAAUUCUGGAUGUCUUAGCGCUGGGUUAUGUGGCUGUUGGAGACCUAGAAACUGUUGCUUCUCUGUUGAAUGUGAUGAGAAAAGUGAUUGACAAUUUGAAGGAUGACACACAACAUCUAGAUUUGAUACUUACGCAUAUGGGAAGUAUGUAUUCAACAUUGAGCAAGUUUGGAAAAUCACUGGACACGUAUCAAAGGGCUUUCAACAUUAUGGAAAGGACCUAUGGUAACGACAGCCCUUUUCUUGUCACACCCUAUUUGGCUAUGGCAAAGGUUCUUGGUUCAACUGGAAAAGCAACAAAAGCCAUAGAGAAAUACCAGUGUGCAAUAACUAUUUUGGAGUCUAAGAGAGGUGCUGAAAGUAAGGAUUUGGUUGUACCUUUACUUGGUCUUGGCAAUCUUUUACUGAAAGAAAGAAGAGUCAACGAUGCAGAAACUCAUUUUACUAGGGUUCUCGACAUAUACACAAAGUCAUAUGGACAAAAUGAUGGAAGAAUUGGAUUGGCCAUGAGUUCCCUUGCCCAAGUUAAGUGUGCUCAAGGGAAGUCAGAUGAAGCAAUCAAUUUGUAUGAACAUGCACUUCAUGUCAUGAAAGAUUCCAAUUACUUGUCGCCAGAUGACAGCAUCAUGGAAAAGAUGAGGGUAGAUCUUGCUGAGUUGCUUCAUGCUGUCGGGAGAGAGGCACAAAGGAAAAGGUCACCCCGGCUUAGUGACACACAUGAUAAAUCUUGCAACUUCAUAUUCCCAAUCGAAGAAUUAUGCAGAGGCCGAGCACUUGUUGAGAAGAGUUUGGAAAUAAUGAUAAAGCAGAAAGGAAGCGAUGACCAGUUCGUCAGCUUUCCAAUGUUGCAACUUGCAGUUACGCUUCACCAUUUGAAACAAGAUGAAGAAGCUGAGAAACUGGCACUGGAUGCUUUGCGCAUCCGUGAGAAGGCAUUUGGAGAAGAUUCUCUUCCAGUUGGGGAGGCUUUUGACUGUUUGGUGUCUAUUCAAACUCAAGUUGGUAAAGAUGAGAGCGAGUUAGUUGUGCUACUUAGAAGGAUUCUAGGUAUACAAGAGAGAGAAUUUGGAUACGAGAGUGAGGAAGUUUUGGUUACAGUGAAAAAGAUUGUAUUCUUGUUGGAUAAACUAGGGAGAAGAGAUGAAAUGCUUCCCUUGCAGAGGAGGUUGUCUCUGCUUAGAAAGAAGUAUAAGCAGAUGAUUCAUCACUGAGGGACUAUAAUAUGUGCCUCCUUGGUGCCGUCUUUGUGAGCUUAAAUGGCAACCUAAAUGGUUUAAAAAGUUAAUACAAAUAGAAAUAGAAAGUCGACCAAUCAGAUUGGUUAUGAUAGUAAACUGUUUUUUGUUUAGGAACUGUGAAAUGAGUACAUGAGGAAAAUAUUGAGAGGACCUGCGCUGUCGCUGUGGCCCAUAUCUCUCUCAAAUUGCAAGGGAUAAAUGAAAAUAAUGGGUAACUAGCUGAAUAAGAUGUCUAAAAGGGAUAAAAAGAAUGUUUAAUUUCCAUAUAUUGUUACAUAAAUAAUCUAUAUGAAUUAUUCUUUUCCUUUAAAAUAAUUAUCACUUUGAUUUUGUCAUGAUAAAGGACAAGAAACACAGAGAAGUGGAAAACGAAAUACAAUCCACAUCCCAAAGGUGUCACUGGAAAGACAAUCU
Arachis duranensis is the source of this 2506-nucleotide messenger RNA. RefSeq lists its product as uncharacterized. The transcript is spliced from 9 exons. Gene Ontology annotation, cellular component: chloroplast. The record is from RefSeq and is a predicted model, not a curated record. Bases 479 to 2065 code for a protein of 528 amino acids. Gene Ontology annotation, molecular function: protein binding. Lineage: Eukaryota; Viridiplantae; Streptophyta; Magnoliopsida; Fabales; Fabaceae. Gene Ontology annotation, biological process: chloroplast organization.